GCAGCAGCGGCGGCAGCAGCGCUUUCUCCUCCUGUAACCUAAACAAUGACUCCUACUACUCACCGCAAGAAAGCACAGCGAUAGAAUGCGUUACACAGAGCUAAGACCCGACAUUUCGCUGCUAUUCCCGCCUCUCUCAUAAAUGUACGGACCGUAAACAUGUGGAUACCUACAGAACACGAGAAAUACGGCGUCGUGCUUGCCAGUUUCCGAGGGACCAUCCAACAUGGCCUCCCGUUGGAAAUCGGAGACACGGUGCAGAUCCUGGAGAAAUGUGAAGGAGAGGCUCUCCCCAGCUUCCUGCCAACACAAAGUUGGUACAGAGGAUUCAUCCUAAAGAAUCCAAAUGUCAAGGGGAUCUUCCCAUCCAGCCACAUCCACUUGAAGAAUGCGGCUGUGAAGAACAAAGGGCAAUUUGAGACGGUGAUGCCCGUGGAAGACUCUGUCAUCACCGAGAUGACGUCAACGCUGCGAGACUGGGGCGCCAUGUGGAAACAGCUCUACGUGAAGAACGAGGGGGAUCUGUUCCAUCGGCUUUGGCACGUGAUGAACGAAAUCCUGGACCUGAGGAGGCAGGUGCUGGUCGGACACCUCACCCAUGACCGCAUGAGGGACGUCAAGCAACACAUCACGGCCAGAUUGGACUGGGGCAACGAGCAACUUGGCUUGGACCUGGUUCCCAGGCGGGAGUUCAGCAUGGUGGACCCUGAUGAAGUCAGCGUCACAGAGCUUUACAGACUGAUGGAGCAUCGUCACCGGAAGAAGGAGACGGCAGCGCCUGCUAGCACCCACCACUUGUUUGUCCACGUGAAGAGCCUGAUGAGCGCCAACCUGGGGGAGGAGCUCGAAGUCUACUUUCACAUUUACGACGGACGGGAGAACCGGCCUCUCAGCGAAAGGUUCUUUGUCAGGCUGAAUAAGAGCGGGCUGCCAAAGUGUCCGGAGAAGACGGAAAGACAGUGCACACUAUUUGUGGAUUUGGGAAGCAGUGAUCUACGAAAAGAUGUCUACAUCAUUGUUCACAUUAUACGAAUAGGGAGGAUGGGAGCAGGAGAGAAGAAGAACAUGUGCAGCGUGCAGUACAGGCGGCCAUUCGGCUGUGCUGUUGUCAGCAUCGCUGAUCUUCUCACUGCUGACUCAAAGGAUGACCACCUGCUCAAGGUUUAUGCAUGCAACACUGAGAGUGAAUGGUACCAAAUCCAUGAGAACAUCAUCAAAAAGGCCAACUCCAGGUACAACUUAUCUGGAUCCAACACUGGCCUGGCCGUGGCUCUGCAGCUCCUCCACGGGGACAUCGAGCAGCUAAGGCGGGAGUACAUGGGCCUCUUCACCCGUGGGGUGUGCAUCACCAGGAAACUGGGCUUCUCUGACAUCAUCAUGCCAGGAGAAAUGAGGAAUGACCUUUACAUCACACUGGAGAGAGGAGAGUUCGAAAAGGGGGGGAAGAGCGUCGCCCGGAACGUGGAGAUCACCGUCUACGUCCUAGACGCUGAUGGACAAAUCCUGAAGAGUUACAUGGCUGCCGGCUCAGGUGAGCCAGGYGGGGAUGAGUACCACUCGUUGGUGCUGUACCACAACAACAGCCCCCGCUGGGCCGAGCAGCUUAAACUGCCCAUCCCCGUGGAUAUGUUCCGAGGAUCACACGUCCGCUUUGAGUUUCGGCAUUGCUCCACUAAAGACAAAGGAGAGAAGAAACUGUUUGGCUACUCUUUUGUUCCUCUGAUGCAGGAAGAUGGCAGCACUCUGCCAGAUGGCAUCCAUGAGCUCAUUAUCCAUAAGUGUGAAGAGAACACCAGCUUGGUGGACUGUUCACGCUACCUGAAGCUGCCGUCUACCAAGGCCAAUCUUCCGUCCAACAAUCAGACGCUAAAAGCCACCAAGGAGUCUUUCUGGAUCACCAGCUUCCUGUGUUCUACCAAGCUCACGCAAAACGGUGACAUGCUGGACCUGUUGAAGUGGCGAGCCCACCCCGACAGGAUCAAYGACAGCCUCUCCAAGCUGAAAGAGAUCGACGGCUCGGAGAUCGUCAAAUUUCUUCAGGACACUCUGGACACUCUUUUUGGUAUUUUAGAUGAAAGCUCCCAAAGAUAUGGACUCAAAGUGUUCGAUUCACUCGUCCAUAUCAUCAACCUCCUCCAGGACAGCAAGUUCCAACAUUUCAAACCGGUCAUGGACACCUACAUCGAAAGCCAUUUUGCUGGAGCUUUGUCCUACAGAGACCUGAUCAAAGUCCUGAAGUGGUACGUGGACCGCAUUGUAGAUGCGGAGCACCAGGAUCACAUACAGCAGGUCCUCAAGGCCAGCGAGUACAUCUUCAAGUACAUCAUCCAAUCCCGCCGGCUCUUCUCACUGGCCACGGGAGGCCAGAACGAGGAGGAGUUCAGAGUCUGCAUCCACGAGCUCUUCAUGUCCAUCCGCUUCUUCCUGUCGCAGGAGAACAAAGGCACCAGUCCUGUCGCACAGACCCAGGCGGUGUUCCUGAGAACYUUCCCUGCAAUCUAUAGCGAGCUGUUGAAGAUCUUCACGGUGCGGGAGGUGGCCGGUUUUGCCAGAGAAACGUUGGCCAGCUUGCCUGCUGUUGUCCAGCCUGACAGUCCAYUGGAGGCUGUCAAACUGCAGUGCAUCGCCAAGACCGUGGAAAGCCAGCUUUACGUUAACCCAGAGUCCAGAUGCAUCCUAAUACCUGUAGUCCUCCGAGUGCUGCAGACCCACCUGCAGGAGCAGAAGGACCUGGUCAUGUGCGCUCGCAUCCUCACCAGCAUGCUGUCCCUCAUCAAGAAAGAAGAAAACGGCACAGUGGAGCCUGCGGUGUCAGAGGAAGUGGAGCUGAUUGUGGAGAGCCUGCUGGGAGUUCUACUGAGAACCAUCCUGGAAAUCAGCAACCGGCCUCAGCCUGCCGGACCUGCCAUGAGACUACAGUUCCAGGAUGUCACUGGAGAGUUUGUGGCGUGUUUAUUGGCUCUUCUGCGACAGAUGAGUGACAAACACUACCAGAAGCUGCUGCAGGCAUUCAGCAACAAAGACGACCUGAGGGACUUCCUUCUUCAUAUCUUCACCGUCUUCAGGAUUCUUAUAAGACCAGAGAUGUUUCCUAAGGACUGGACUGUCAUGAGGCUGGUCACAAACAAUGUCAUCAUCACAACUGUCCUCUAUCUUUCUGAYGCUCUGAGGAAAAACUUCCUCAAUGACAAGUUUGAUUAUAAGGUUUGGGACUCGUAUUUCUAUCUGUCUGUAAUAUUCAUYAAUCAGCCAUGUCUUCAGCUGGAGUCCUUUUCUCCCUCCAAACGGAAGAAAAUCCUGGAAAAAUACGGAGACAUGAGGGUGAUGAUGGGCUGUGAGAUCUUCAGCAUGUGGCAGAAUUUAGGGGAGCACAAGCUGAACUUCAUCCCAGCAAUGAUCGGACCCUUCCUGGAGGUGACCCUGGUGCCUCAGCCUGAUCUGAGGAAUGUCAUGAUCCCCAUCUUCCAUGACAUGAUGGACUGGGAGCAGAGACGCAGUGGAAAUUUCAAGCAGGUGGAAGCCAAGCUGAUUGACAAGCUGGACAGCCUGAUGUCUGAGGGCAAAGGAGACGAGACGUACAGGGAACUCUUCAACAGCAUAACUUCUACAAAACAGAGCUGAACAAGGAAGAAAUGUACAUCCGCUACAUCCACAAGCUGUACGACCUGCACUUAAAGGCACAAAACUACACCGAGGCGUCGUACACCCUGCUGCUGUACGACGAGUUACUGGAGUGGUCCGACCGGCCGCUCCGAGAGUUCCUCAACUACCCCAUGCAGAGCGAGUGGCAGAGGAAGGAGUAUCUGCACAUCACCAUCAUUCAGAACUUUGAUAGAGGGAAGUGUUGGGAGAACGGCAUCAUUCUGUGCAGGGAGCUUGCCGACCAGUACGAGUCCUACUACGACUACAGGAACCUGAGCAAAAUGAGGAUGAUGGAAGCUUCUCUUUACGACAAGAUCAUGGACCAACAAAGACUAGAGCCUGAGUUCUUCCGAGUUGGGUUCUACGGGAAGAAGUUCCCUUUCUUCCUAAGGAACAAGGAGUUUGUGUGCCGCGGCCACGACUACGAGAGGCUGGAGGCCUUCCAGCAGCGGAUGCUCAACGAGUUCCCCCACGCCAUCGCCAUGCAGCACGUCAACCAGCCAGACCAGACCAUUUACCAGGCAGACGCGCAGUACCUGCAGAUCUACGCCGUUACUCCCAUCCCGGAGAGCCAGGACGUGCUGCAGCGAGACGGGGUGCCCGACAACAUCAAGAGCUUCUACAAGUUCAACCACAUCUGGAGGUUCAGAUAYGACCGGCCUUUUCACAAGGGCACCAAAGACAAAGAGAAUGAGUUUAAGAGCCUGUGGGUGGAGAGGACAACCCUGACUCUGGUGCAGAGUCUCCCAGGCAUCUCCCGCUGGUUUGAAGUGGAGAAGAAAGAGCUGGUGGAGGUGAGCCCGCUGGAGAACGCCAUCGAGGUCAUCGAAAACAAGAACCUGCAAUUGCGCACAUUGAUCACCCAGUGCCAGAGCCGGCAGAUGCAGAACAUCAACCCCCUCACCAUGUGCCUCAACGGGGUCAUCGACGCCGCCGUCAACGGGGGGCUGGCCCGCUACCAAGAGGCCUUUUUCGUGAAAGACUACACCAUGAAUCAUCCGGAGGAUGGCGAAAAGAUCGGGCGACUGAGAGAACUCAUGUUUGAGCAGGCACAUAUACUGGAAUAUGGCCUAGCCGUGCAUGAGAAAUAUGUUCCCCAAGACAUGAGACCUCUUCACAAGAAGCUGGUGGACCAGUUCCAUCUUAUGAAAUCCAGUUUGGGCAUACAGGAGUUUCCGGCGUAUGUGCGGGCGAGCCCAGUUCACUUCACCAACGGGAGCCCGAGAACGUGCAGGAACUCGGUGCCCAGCAUCAUUAGUCCGGACGGCAGCAGAGGGGCCGCCAGGCGGAGCCUCAGCAGCUACCCUGCAGUGAACCGUUACUCCUCGUCCUCCCUUUCAUCCCAAGCCUCCAAUGAAGUCAGCAACAUCACCGGCCAGUCGGAGAGCUCCGAUGAAGUCUUCAACAUGCAGCCCAGCCCUUCUACCUCGAGCCUCAGCUCCAACCAUUCUGCCUCGCCCAACGUCACCAGCUCGGCCCCCUCCAGCGCCAGAGGUUCACCUCAGAUGGCAGAGAAGCACAAGCACUCCAGAGAAAACGCCUGUCUGUCGCCGCGAGACCGACCGGUCAGCGCCAUCUUCCCCAACCCCCUCGACCCGACCCAGAGAGCUCCUCCUCAUCAGAUAGGUGAUACCACUUUGCCCCGGAGUGACCCCAACCUCUCAGCACCAGAUAAAGUGAGACCCACUCCCAGUAGCUGGAGCCUAGACAGUGUCAAAGAGGGCGCACCAUCCUUCUCUGACCAUCCGGGCAAAUUGGUGUGCCCUCCUGUACCUCCUAGGCCACCGUACUCAGCAGGCUCCUCGGCUAAAAACACGAGGUCGCAGUCCCCCGGCCCCAYGUCCAGAUCUCCACAAAAG
Messenger RNA from Austrofundulus limnaeus, 5501 nucleotides. It is a transcript of the gene dock4b, whose product is annotated as dedicator of cytokinesis 4b. NCBI's taxonomy places the organism in Eukaryota, Metazoa, Chordata, Actinopteri, Cyprinodontiformes, Rivulidae. Gene Ontology annotation, cellular component: cytoplasm; plasma membrane. The record is from RefSeq and is a predicted model, not a curated record. Gene Ontology annotation, biological process: small GTPase-mediated signal transduction; cell chemotaxis. Gene Ontology annotation, molecular function: guanyl-nucleotide exchange factor activity; GTPase activator activity; small GTPase binding.